AUGCCACAAAUUACAAUUAAUGAUGUCGAAAUUGAUUUUCCUUAUCAACCAUAUGAUUGUCAAUUUGAGUAUAUGACAAAAGUUUUAUUAUCAUUAAAUGAGGGUAAACAUGCCAUUUUAGAAUCACCUACUGGUACUGGUAAAACUUUAUGCCUAUUAUGCGCUUCAUUAGCAUGGCUUGAUAAACAAGCCAAUUCCAUACAAUCAAUGCCAAUAACAAUGAAUGUCAAACAUCAAAAUGCAAUGAACAAGACAUGGCUUACCAAUGAUGAUGUCGAUAAUUCGUUAAUUCAUCAAAAGAAUGUUUUAAAUAAAUUAAAUACUAAUACUUGUAAAAUUAUUUUUGCAUCAAGAACUCAUUCACAAUUAGCUCAAGCUGUUAAUGCAUUGAAAGGAACAGUGUAUUCAAAACGUAGUGUCAGUGUUGUCGGAUCAAGAGAUCAAUUAUGCCUUCUUCCUGAUGUCAAAUUAUUGGAAUCGAAUUCAGCCAAAAUUUAUGCAUGUCGUAUGCGAGUUCAAACGAGAACAUGUGAAUAUUUUCGAAAUUUCGAUUCUAAACGUGAUGAUAUUUUAGCGAAUUUAAAAUCGGAAGGUAUUGUAGACAUUGAAGAUUUAUCAAAUUAUGGUCAAAAAAUAAAAUGUUGCCCUUAUUUCAUAUCGAGAGAACUGAAAACCGACUCAUCUUUGGUUUUUAUGCCUUAUAAUUAUUUACUUGAUCCACGAAUUCGAACUCUUUAUAAUAUUAAUCUUGAAAAUACAACGGUUAUUUUCGAUGAAGCUCAUAAUAUUGAACAAGUAUGUGAAGAUGCUUCAUCAGUAACAUUGAAUUCAGCUUUAUUAGCUUCAGCUAUUGAACAUGUACGUAGUGUUUGUGAAAUUGUAUUUCAACAUACUAUGGAACAUGAAGAAAUUGACUGUGCAGAAGAUAACAGGAAUGAUACUACACAAAAAUCCACAAUGAACAUCAAUAAAUCGAAAGGUUUAUUCGAUAUGACCCAACCGGAAGAGAAUGCAAUUGAAGCUUUAAGUAUUGAAAAAAUGAUCACAUUAAAAGGACAAUUAAUGGAAUUAGAAAGAUUAAUUGAUGAAUUGACUGUUCCUUCGGAAGGUCUUACUAAAGAUGGCAGUUUCAUCUUUGAUCUACUUAGUCGAGCUGGAAUUAAUCAUUGGACUAAUAAUACCAUACAAACUGUAAUCGAUGAGAUUAUCACAUUCACUAAUUCAACACAUAACGUCAAAAUUCGUAAAACUAAAGGUUUACAUGAAGUCGGUGAAUUUUUGAAAACUGUAUUCGGUUAUUUGCCAGGUGAAGUAAAUGUUACAUUUAAUUUUAAAUCACAAUUUAAAUUACAACAUGAUGAAUUGAUUUCAUGUUAUCGUGUACAUAUUAAAGAUGAUUUAUUAACAGCGAGUGCUAACAAUAAAUAUGUCAAAAAUGCAUGGGAUGUACAAUCUAUUACUACUAGUAGUAGUACUGCUGGCACAACUAAUCGUACCAUUAGUUAUUGGUGUUUUAGUCCUGGACGUGCUAUACAAGAAUUAAUUCGACAAAAUGUACGUUGUAUCAUUUUAACUAGUGGUACACUUUACCCGAUUGAACCAUUAGAAGCUGAAUUAAAUUUGAAAUUUCCUAUCACAUUAUGUAAUCCACAUGUAAUCAAUGCCGAUCAAUUGAAUGUAGCCAUUAUACCACGUGGACCAGAUGGUGAGAAAUUAAAUGCUACUUAUUCUGUACGAGAAACGUCGGCCUAUCGAAAUUCAUUAGGCUUAUUAUUAAUUCAAUUAGCUGAAGUUGUACCCGCUGGCCUAUUGAUCUUCUUUCCAUCCUAUGCAUUUAUGUCACAGUGUAUUGAAUUUUGGAAGAAUGGUGAUAUUUAUGAGAAAUUAUCAAAAUGUAAACAUAUUUUCAUUGAACCACGUGAAAAAACACAAUUUAACCAGAUAUUUAAUGAAUAUCGAAAAUUUGCAUGUAGUAGUAGUAGUAGUAGUAGUAAUAGUGCACAAUGUAGUGGUGCAAUUCUAUUCGCUGUUAUGCGUGGACGUGUAAGUGAAGGCUUAGAUUUAGCUGAUAAUGCUGGUCGUGGUGUUGUGAUACUCGGUUUGCCAUAUGCACCAAUUCAUGAUCCAAGGAUUGUAUUGAAAAUGGCUUAUUUAGAUGAACAAGUUGUUAAAUUAAAAUUGAAAAAUUCCAAACAAAAUGAUACAGAACAAAAGAAUUUAAUUGAUAAAUAUCCAACUGGUCGUCAAUGGUAUAAUUUACAAGCAUGGCGUGCAGUGAAUCAAGCUGUUGGAAGAGUAAUUCGUCAUUACAAAGAUUAUGGUGUGAUUUAUUUGUGUGAUGAACGUUUUGCAUCAAAUAAUGCCCAAUUGAAUUUAGCUCAUUGGAUGCGUACAAAACACAAAGUCUAUGAUAAAGUUGAUACUGUUGUCAAGGAUACUUGUGAAUUUUUUCGUAAUAUGCGUAUUAAAUAUCCAUCUACCGAAAGAUCAAUGGAAACUACAUCUUCCAUUGUAGAUGUUAGUACAUUAACUGGAAAAAAUUUACUACGGUCUGUGAAUCGAACAACAUCAUCAUCUUUUGAUAGAUCUAACAUGCUAUCUAAUCUUCCGUCAGCUUUUGAAGUGAAUAUAUUCAGUCCAAAGCUGAAUGAUUCAACAACACUUUUAACAAGUUAUCAUCAUUCCAAUCCUGUAGCUGCUAGUUCAUCAAAACUUACGGAAUGUAAUAAUAAUGAGGCUAAAAAAGAUUCGACGUUUUCCACCUCCUCCUCAUCAUCAUCAACAUCAACAUCCAUAUUUGAUAAAGUGUACCAUGAAUCAGAGAAUAUAAAUCAACCAACAUCUAUAUCAAAUCUCAAUUCAUACUACUCUGAUGAUUUAUUAGAACAAAAAUUAUUACAACGAAAAUCAUGUAAACGAAUAAAACUUUUAGAAAAAAAUCAAACUAAUCAUUCAUUAGAACUAUCCAAAUCGCCUAGUCAAUCUACUACUACCAUGAAUACUAAUCAAAAGUUGGAUGAUUCUUCUUUCUCAUCAAAAUAUAUGACUUUGUUGAAAUCAAUUUUGAUGAAAUCAAAUGAAACCAAUCAAUCUGCAAUAGUGUAUGCCAAUUGUUUAAAUGAUUUUAAACAAGCUAUGCAAGAAUAUCGACAAGCUAUCACAUCAACCACAACCUCAGCGUUGGAUCAAAAAUCAAUAAUCAAUAGUCAGCCCAAUCAACCGGUCGAAAUGUUAUUCACUCAGUUAUCAAGAAUAUUUAUGCCAUUAGAAGUACCUGGACUAUUACAAGAUGCUAUUCAUUUUAUCUUACCGGAGCAUCGUAAACGUUAUGCUGAAUUAUGUCAUAAUUUAACUGGAUUACCAAUGAUUCAGUUCAAUGCAAUAGAUGAUAAUCAAUCUUUAAAUACUACAAAUCAAGUAUCUCACAGUCAAGCAGUGAAUUCAAACCAAUCAGAAAAGAUAUUUGAAAUUUCAAUGAAGUGUUGUAAAUGUUCCAUAGAUCCAGCACAAGUUCCAUUAAUAUCAUGUUGUAAGCAUAUAGCUUGUUUUAAAUGUUGGCGACAUAUUAUUGAGGAAGGUAAUCGUCAAUGUCCUGUAUGUAGAAAAUUCUUAAAACGACGUGACUUAUCACGUUUAACACAAAAAAACAAUACAGAAUAAAUAAAUAAAAAAGAAAUUUGUAAAUUUUUAUUAUUCAGAAAACUAUUUGAACUCGGCUAUUUUUAUUUUUAU
Schistosoma turkestanicum is the source of this 3732-nucleotide messenger RNA. The record is from the annotation of a GenBank genome assembly. NCBI's taxonomy places the organism in Eukaryota, Metazoa, Platyhelminthes, Trematoda, Strigeidida, Schistosomatidae.